UCCCUCUUGUAGUUGCGUAUAUCCACCACGCAUGGGCGCUGUUGCCUAGCCGUGCCCCUCACUCCACUCUCUCUCCGCUUGCCCAGCCUGCCUCACUGCUGCCUCUCUGCCUCAGCCAACCCGGGCUGUGCCGAGCUGCUCCCUGCGGGAUCAGAGCGCUCCCCCGCCGGGACCCUUCUCUCACAUCCCCCUGCUGGGACGCGGCUACAUUUCCAGCCAAGCACUGCCUGCCUUGGCUUUAUUAUGUGUGUCUGCGCCGCAGCCCCGCCAGCAGAGGCAGGCAGAGGAGGAGGAGGGAGACUGGUAGCCAGAGUCAGGACAAAGAAAAAGCAAGGAGACAGAGGCUAGCGAAGGGUUAGACUGCUGAAAUAUUCGCUUGAUAUUAAUACCAACCACCGAUUAAGGCACAGAGCAAUAUUAACAAAAAGACAUCUUGAGCAGUAUACCCUUCGGGGUGGAGAUGCAAGACAGGAGCGCUAUGCCCAUGCCAUCAGGACUCCACCACUAGUGUAGAAAAGCGGAACGGAACACGGGAAGAUUCUCGGUUCGAGUCGCUGCCGCUGUCUUGGAGGGAAAACAAAAAAUAAACAAGCCGAAAUAGUUUUGCUGCACUUAAGUCCACGACGAAGACGCGAGGAACACCGUGAAGACAAGUCUUAUUUUACAAAAGCAAAAUUCUUGCCACAGUUUCCGUAAUAUCCCAUCACCUGGCUAUCGCGCGGGGCUGGUCAGUGUUCAGACCGCGCGGGACCCUGGUGCUCGCGCUCAGGUUCGCCACACCACAAACCAGAGACACCCGCGCGACAGCCCAGAGACAGCCAAGAGACAGCGUGCAGGAAACACUGUCGGAGAGGCGACGGACACGGGAAGUUGUUUCCCUACUCCACAGGUUGCGUGUGCUGAGGAGUCGUUGCCUGAAAACGUUCGCUCUUCUUGGGCUCCACUACGGUGUGGGGCGAGCUGCAGCCGCGGGACUAACGCCGCUUCCCACUCACAGACACGAGCUGCCGCAUUGCAACAGGCGGAGAGGAGCAGCCGAGGUGAAGAGGAGGACACAUAACCUGAAGGGGUCCUGUAUGGUUAGUUCAAAACGCGGAACGGAACACAACAAACAGACAAGAAAAAAAGAAACAUUACAGAGAUGUCAAGACGAAAACAAGCCAAACCACGCUCAGUUAAAGCAGUGGAAGAAGGGGAGUCCUCCGAAUGCACUGGGCCCUGGGAUGAAUCGAGCGUCCAGACAGAAGUGCGUGCCUCAGAAAAAGAGCCCAAAGAGGGUGAGAGAGCGGAGGAGGGCGAAGAUGACCAUGACGAAGAUCGCGAGCAUGAUGAUGAUUUAGACGAUGAGUCCAUAUUUACGUGUGACAACUGCCAGCAGGAUUUCGACUGUUUGGCAGAGCUGACGGAGCACAGAACCAACCACUGCCCUGCUGAUGGUGAUGAUGACCCAGCAGGCCUAUCCUGGGUGCCUUCUUCGCCCUCCAGUAAAGAUGUGGCGUCGCCCUCGCAGAUGCCCGACGGCUGUGACCCAGGCAUGGCCACAGGCGGAGAGGAGGAGGGAGGGGCCGGGCUGCCCUACCCCUGCCAGUUCUGUGACAAGUCCUUCAGUCGUCUGAGUUACUUGAAACGCCAUGAGCAGAUCCAUAGCGACAAACUGCCUUUCAAGUGCACCUUCUGCAGCCGCCUGUUCAAACACAAGAGGAGUCGAGACCGCCAUGUCAAACUGCACACAGGAGACAAGAAAUACAGUUGUCAGGAGUGUGAAGCUGCUUUCUCUCGCUCUGAUCAUUUAAAAAUCCAUCUCAAAACUCACAGUUCGAGCAAACCCUUUAAGUGUAGUGUGUGUAAGCGAGGUUUUUCUUCAACAUCAUCACUGCAGAGCCACAUGCAGGCUCAUCGUAAGAACAGGGAGCACCUGGCCCUGAGGGGUGACCGGGACGGUGGUAAAAGGGGUGCAGGGGGAGAGGGCGACCUGGAGCAGGACCUGUAUAUGUGUGAUUACUGUGAGGAGACGUUCAGCCAGACCGACGAGCUGGAGAAACACGUUCUGACCAGACACCCCCAGCUGUCCGACCGCGCUGACUUGCAAUGCAUCCACUGUCCCGAGAUCUUUCUAGACGAGGCCUCCCUACUCACUCAUAUUGAAACCCAGCAUGCCAACCGCAAACACAAAUGCCCAGUGUGCUCUGAACAAUUUCCUUCUGUGGAGGAUGUGUAUUGCCACCUAGACAGCCAUCGGCAGCCAGACUCAUCCAAUCACAGCGCAGCAAGUCCCGACCCGGCUCUGGGCAGUGUGGCAUCUAUGAGCUCAGCCACUCCAGACUCCAGUGCCAGCCUGGAGAGAGGGUCCACACCAGACUCCACCCUAAAGCCCAGCCAGGGCAGUGAGCGGGCGCGCAGGAGGGGCACAGACACGACAGAAGAGAUAGGGAUAACUCUGGGACAUCAAAGUGGAGGUGGUGGAAAUAACUGGUCAAAAGUCACCUACUCGUGCCCUUAUUGUUCCAAGAGAGACUUCCACAGCCUGGCCGUGCUGGAGAUUCACUUGAAGACCAUCCAUGCAGAUAAGCCCCAGCAGAGCCACACGUGUCAGCUGUGCUUGGAGACACUGCCCACCCUGUACAACCUGAAUGAACAUGUGCGUAAAGCGCACCGCUCCAGCUCGGGAGGGAGUGCAACUACUGCCUCUUUUCCCCUACUGCAGUUCACCAAUGUCACCGCCUUCCACUGUAACUACUGCCCCGACAUGUUUGCCGACAUCAACUCUCUCCAGGAGCACAUUCGGGUGUCCCAUUGUCUGCCAGGGGGCAUUGUAGCAGGAUCCACCACUCUAGAAGGAAACCAUGCCUUCUUCUGCAACCAGUGCUCUAUGGGAUUUUUGACUGAGUCGUCACUGACAGAACAUAUACAGCAGACACAUUGUACCUCUGCUUCAGGAGGAGGGUCUGGCUCUGGAGGAGGUGUGGCUAAAUUAGAAUCCCCUGUUCUACAAGCCGCAUCCCAAUCUUUUAUGGAGGUGUAUUCUUGCCCGUACUGCACCAACUCUCCUAUCUUUGGCUCACUCCUCAAGCUCACCAAGCAUAUAAAAGAAAACCACAAAAACAUCCCACUGGCCAACAACAAGCGGCAGGCAAAAAUGGCAGAUCUUAGUCCCGCCUCCUCUGAUGUGGAAAUCUCAUCCCCCAAACGUCACAGACUGGGCGGGGACUCAACACCUUCUGUGGGGAGUAACGGAGAUUACCCAUGUAACCAGUGUGACAUGAGGUUUUCCAGCUUUGAAGGUUUCCAGGCCCAUCUCAAGUCCCAUUUAGAGAUGCUGCUGAGACGCCAGUCCUGCCCUCAGUGCAACAAGGAAGACUUUGAAUCCCAGGAGGCUUUGCUGCAACACCUGACCGUGCAUUACACCACCACCUCCACCCAGUAUGUGUGUGAAAGCUGUGAUAAGCAGUUCUCUUCUGUGGACGAUCUCCAAAAGCACCUGCUGGACAUGCAUACGUUUGUCUUAUACCACUGCACUCUCUGCCAGGAGGUCUUUGACUCCAAGGUCUCAAUCCAGGUGCAUUUGGCAGUAAAACAUAGCAAUGAGAAGAAGCUGUUCCGCUGCACAGCCUGUGCCUGGGACUUCAGAAAAGAGACAGACCUCCAGCUUCACGUCAAGCACAACCAUCUGGGCCAGAGGUCAGGCCUGCCAGGGGUGCUCGGAGCAGGCCUUAAGCCAAGAAAAUGCAUUUUCUGUGGAGAGACGUUUGGAACUGAAGUGGAGCUCCAGUGCCACAUCACGACACACAGCAAGAAGUUCACUUGUCGCUUCUGUGGCAAAGCGUUCCAUGCCAUUUCACUGCUCGAGAGGCACUUGAGAGAGAAGCACUGCAUCUUCGAUGGCGCGAGCAUCACUGGUAAUGGAGGAGGGACAGGGAGCAGCAGCAGCCAGAACGGGACCCCCAAUGGCCUCACACAGCCCUCCAAACGAGGAGGUAGUGGGACUAAUUCAGGAGGAGUGGACAGGGCAAGUGUUGCAGCUACAGAGCAAGCUGAAAUUCAGAACAUGUUGCUCAAAAGUGGAGUGGUGGGAGGAGGUCAGGGUGGCGACUCAACUAAUAGCCAUGAGGCGAGUGGAGGUGAGGAGGAACUGGACAAUUCUGAGCCUAUGUAUGCCUGUGAUAUCUGUGGAGCAGCCUACACCAUGGAAUCCCUAUUACAAAACCACAGGCUGCGCGAUCACAACAUCCGACCCGGAGAGGAUGAUGCAGGUUCUCGAAAGAAAAAGGCGGACUUCAUCAAAGGCAACCACAAGUGCAAUGUGUGCUCCAGGACAUUCUUCUCUGAGAAUGGGCUUCGGGAACAUGCUCAGACGCACCGAGGCCCAGCAAAGCACUACAUGUGUCCCAUCUGCGGAGAGCGCUUCCCCUCUCUGUUAACCCUUACAGAACACAAGGUGACCCACAGUAAAAGCCUGGACACAGGCACCUGUCGGAUCUGUAAGAUGCCCCUGCAGAGUGAGGAGGAGUUCAUAGAGCACUGUCAGAUGCACCCUGACCUGCGUAACUCUCUGACGGGCUUUCGCUGCGUGGUGUGCAUGCAGACCGUCACCUCCACACUGGAGCUCAAAAUACAUGGCACCUUCCACAUGCAGAAGCUCUCGUCGGGGUCGGCUCUAGGUGGAGCUGCAGCCGGAGGUGGCAAUGGAGGAGGGAACGGCUCGGCCUCCUCGUCUCCCAAUGGGCAGCUGCAGCAGCACAAGCUGUACAAGUGUGCUUUCUGUCUCAAGGAGUUCAAGAACAAAGGAGAGCUGGUCAAGCUGGACGUCAAUGGCCUGCCUUAUGGCCUCUGUGCUGGCUGCAUGAGCAGAGGAACCAACGGCCAAAGUCCCAGUCAGGGAGGAGCUACCACACCAGGGGAGGUGGUGGGAGACAAGCCUUUGGCUGGGCUGCGGUGUCCAGAGUGUGGGGUGAAGUUUGAGAGCCUGGAGGACCUGGAGAGCCACGUCCAGACAGACCACCCUGAGGUCAGCCCGGAAAACAGUGCCAAGAAGGCUGAAGCUUCCCCAGCGCCUAAGAAAAAGACGUACCAGUGCAUCAAAUGCCAAAUGACGUUUGAGACGGAAAGAGAGAUCCAGAUUCACGUGGCCAAUCACAUGAUUGAGGAGGGCAUCAAUCACGAGUGCAAGCUGUGUAACCAGAUGUUUGACUCACCUGCCAAGUUGCUGUGCCACCUGAUAGAGCACAGCUUCGAAGGCAUGGGAGGUACCUUCAAGUGUCCCGUCUGCUUCACAGUAUUUGUACAGGCCAACAAGCUCCAGCAGCACAUCUUUGCAGUGCACGGUCAGGAAGACAAGAUCUACGACUGUUCACAGUGUCCACAGAAGUUCUUCUUUCAGACUGAGCUACAGAACCACACGCUGAGUCAGCACGCGCAGUGAGACCGCGGCCUGGCAGGAUCUCUCGGCUCAGCCCAGGGCCCCCGACCCACGGCCGGCAGGGGACCCCCAUCUCCACAUCACAGCCAAUCAAAGUGUCAUUUGCUACUCACAUGUAAAACUGUAACGAUCGCACCACUGGGUGCGGCUAUUAGGAGCAGCGGGGAAAGGAAUAUUAAUGGGAUAUGCUAUUAAAUAAAGAAAAAGCAAAAGUGGGUGAGCAAACCAGUGCAAGCUAGAUGAAAGAGAGAGAAAGGAGUUAAAAAGGUAUUGUACGUGCAGUAUUUUUUAUUGUCCCACCACCUUGCCCCCUACCAUCACCCUCUCCCCCCUCCCAGGUUAUCUGUUUUAUUUUGUUAUCAAAUGUAAAAUGAAAAAAGCAAGAGAGGUCUUUUUUUGAGAAUUGGUUUUAUAUUGUAGAGGCUUCACUUUCCGUCUCUCUGUUGCUUCUUGUAUUCAGCCUCAUAGACUUUCUUUUCUCCAGUUUACCUUUUGUUUAAAUUUGAUACCAUUCAUUUCUUUGUAAGUAGGUACUUGUGCUGUGUUGUGAUCGUUUGCCACUUGCAUUCUUCAGUUCUUUUUCCCUGAAACUCCUUUUUAUGAUUACUAUAUAUAUUUUUCCUUUUUGUAAUUACUAUGAAAAAAGAAAUCAAAAUAAAGAGCAGAAAAUCAUACAGAUGUUUCAUUUUUGGAUUGGGUUUUCCAGUCUCUAUGGGGCCUAUACGGAUUAUUGUAAAAAUGAAUAUCUUCAGUUUUCAGUGCGUCUGGUCAAUGACUGCUUUUUAAAUGUGAAUUAACCAGAUUGCAAUAAUCUAGUACAGACGAAAGAUAAAACAAAUAAAUA
This is a messenger RNA of Periophthalmus magnuspinnatus, 6260 nucleotides long. It is a transcript of the gene znf423, whose product is annotated as zinc finger protein 423. Gene Ontology annotation, molecular function: DNA-binding transcription factor activity, RNA polymerase II-specific; RNA polymerase II transcription regulatory region sequence-specific DNA binding. Gene Ontology annotation, cellular component: nucleus. The coding region runs from base 1142 to 5419 and encodes 1425 amino acids. The record is from RefSeq and is a predicted model, not a curated record. Gene Ontology annotation, biological process: regulation of transcription by RNA polymerase II. NCBI's taxonomy places the organism in Eukaryota, Metazoa, Chordata, Actinopteri, Gobiiformes, Gobiidae. The transcript has 21 exons.